This is a messenger RNA of Trichosurus vulpecula (common brushtail), 5404 nucleotides long. It is a transcript of the gene SRPK2, whose product is annotated as SRSF protein kinase 2. The record is from RefSeq and is a predicted model, not a curated record. NCBI's taxonomy places the organism in Eukaryota, Metazoa, Chordata, Mammalia, Diprotodontia, Phalangeridae. Gene Ontology annotation, molecular function: protein kinase activity; ATP binding. Gene Ontology annotation, biological process: regulation of mRNA processing; protein phosphorylation; spliceosomal complex assembly.
GGGGGGCGGGUCCUGCGCCGGGCCCCCGCGGGGAGCGGCGGCCGGUGGCGCAGGCGCGGUUCCCGCCUCCUCCUGGACUGGCGGAGCGAGUGGAGGAGGCUGCAGCCCCCGGCUCCGGCUCCGGCUCCGGCUUCGGCUCCGGCUCCCCGUCACCGCCCCUUCCCCGAGCGGGAUGAGCUCCCGGAAAGUGCUGGCCAUUCAGGCCCGAAAGCGGAGGCCGAAGAGAGAGAAACAUCUGAAAAAGCCGGAGCCGCAACAAAAAGCUCCCUCUGUACCCCCUCCACCACCACCACCUCCACCACCACCUCUACCAGAACCAGCACCACCAGAACCAGAAGAGGAAAUUCUGGGAUCUGAUGAUGAAGAGCAAGAAGACCCUGCAGAUUAUUGCAAAGGUGGCUACCAUCCAGUGAAAAUCGGAGACCUUUUCAAUGGCCGCUACCAUGUUAUUAGAAAGCUAGGAUGGGGACACUUCUCUACAGUCUGGCUAUGCUGGGAUAUGCAGGGAAAAAGAUUUGUGGCAAUGAAGGUUGUAAAAAGUGCCCAGCAUUAUACAGAGACAGCCUUGGAUGAAAUAAAGUUGCUCAAAUGUGUUCGUGAAAGUGACCCAAGUGACCCAAACAAAGACAUGGUUGUACAGUUAAUUGAUGACUUCAAAAUUUCAGGCAUGAAUGGCAUACAUGUUUGUAUGGUCUUUGAAGUACUUGGCCAUCACCUACUAAAGUGGAUAAUCAAGUCAAACUACCAAGGUCUUCCCAUCCGUUGUGUAAAAAGUAUAAUUCGACAGGUUCUGCAGGGUUUAGAUUAUCUACACAGCAAGUGCAAGAUUAUCCAUACUGAUAUCAAGCCAGAAAACAUUUUGAUGUGUGUAGAUGAUGCGUAUGUACGUAGGAUGGCGGCAGAGGCCACAGAGUGGCAGAAAGCAGGUGCUCCUCCUCCUUCUGGCUCAGCAGUGAGUACUGCUCCACAACAAAAGCCUAUAGGAAAAAUAUCUAAAAACAAAAAGAAAAAACUGAAAAAAAAACAGAAAAGGCAGGCAGAGCUUUUGGAAAAACGCCUUCAGGAAAUAGAAGAACUGGAGCGAGAAGCUGAAAGGAAAAAAAUAGAAGAGAACAUCACUUCAACUAUACCCACGAAUGAUCAGGAAGAUGAAUACCACCCAGAAGUAAAACUAAAAACAGCAGGAUUGAAGGAGGCAGCUGAUGAAGAACCUGCAAAUGAUGAUGGUGAAACUGAAGAUCAAGAGGAGAAAGAAGAUACUGAAAAAGAAAACACAGAAAAAGAUGAUGAUGAUGUUGAACAGGAACUUGCCAACACAGACCCUACAUGGAUAGAAUCCCCCAAAACAAAUGGCCAUAUUGAAAAUGGCCCAUUCUUAUUGGAACAACAAAUAGAAGAUGAAGAAGAUGAUGAGGAAGAGUGCCCAAAUCCAGAGGAAUAUAAUCUUGAUGAGCCAAAUGCAGAAAGCGAUUAUACGUAUAGUAGCUCCUAUGAACAAUUUAAUGGUGAUUUGCCAAAUGGACGACAUAAAAUUCCUGAGGCACAGUUUUCAGAGUUUACAGCUUCAAUGUUUUCUGGGGCUUUAGAGUCUGUGGCCUGUGGCUCUGCAGUUUCGGAUGGAUCGGCUCUAACUGAGCAAGAAGAAAACAGUCCAUCUCAUGACAGGAGCAGAACAGUUUCGGCAUCCAGUACUGGAGAUCUGCCAAAAACAAAAACCCGGGCUGCUGACUUGUUGGUGAAUCCCCUGGAUCCAAGGAAUGCAGAUAAAAUUAGAGUUAAAAUUGCUGAUCUGGGAAAUGCCUGCUGGGUGCACAAGCACUUCACAGAAGAUAUUCAGACUCGUCAGUAUAGAUCCAUAGAAGUUUUAAUAGGAGCUGGUUACAGUACACCUGCUGAUAUUUGGAGUACGGCAUGUAUGGCAUUUGAGCUUGCAACUGGAGAUUAUUUGUUUGAACCACAUUCGGGUGAAGACUAUUCCAGAGAUGAAGACCAUAUAGCACACAUCAUAGAGCUUCUAGGCAGUAUCCCAAGGCACUUUGCUCUGUCUGGAAAAUAUUCUCGGGAAUUCUUCAAUCGCAGAGAUCACAUAGCAUUGAUCAUUGAACUGCUGGGGAAAAUCCCUCGAAAAUACGCUAUGUUGGGGAAAUAUUCCAAGGAGUUUUUCACCAAAAAAGGAGAACUACGGCAUAUUACGAAGCUGAAGCCCUGGAGCCUCUUUGAUGUGCUUGUGGAGAAAUAUGGUUGGCCUCAUGAAGAUGCUGCACAGUUUACAGAUUUCCUGAUCCCGAUGUUAGAAAUGGUUCCAGAAAAAAGAGCUUCAGCUGGAGAAUGCCUUAGGCAUCCUUGGUUGAAUUCUUAGCAGAAUCUCCAAAUAUAACAUUCUGAGCUAGCAAAUAUUUUCCAGUACAUCGGACCUAAAUGGUGACUCUCAAAUUCUUUAACAGGAUUACAAGUGAGCUGGCUUCAUCCUCAGACCUUUAUUUUGCUUUGAGGUACUGUUGUUUGACAUUUUGCUUUUUUGUGCACUGUGGUCCUGGGGAAGGGUAGUCUUUUGUCUUCAGCUAAGUAGUUUAUUGACCCACUCUCUUCUGGAAACACUUAAUACCUUGUCUCUAAACAUUGUUUCUUGUGUUGUGUGGCAUUCAAAUGUCAUUUUCUUGAACGAAAAAUACUUUCCCCUUCUUUGUGUUUCGGCAGGUUUUGUAACUAUUUAUGAAGAACUCUUUUAGCUGAGUAUUCUAUAAUUUACACGCUUAAAAAAUUAUCAAGUUGGAAUCAAGAAAGACAUGGCAAGGAAAUGUAAUUUUAUCUGCUGGCAAAGGGAUAUCAUUCUUGUAUUAUAGUAUAUGUAAAUGUAACCUGUAAAUGUUUCUUUCCAUUAAAUUUGGGAUGGGACUCCAAUUUCAGAGUAAAGCUACCAAGUUUUGAGUGAUUUGUAGCCUCUAAGUUGCAUGUAGCAGACAUCAGCUGCUUUGAAGUUAUAUGAACUUCUGAUUCCAUAGCAAUUCUGUUUACAUUGGAUUUUAAACAAAGCAGCUCUAAUUUACAAGAUUUCUUUCCCCAUAUGGCACUUUAACAGAAGGCAAGACUUAUUUCUCAUUCUAAAACAUGGAUUACACACUUGCACUCCCAUUGGAUAUUUUGCAUCUUUUUUUAAAAAGUGCUUUUAAGGAAAAAAAUUUCCCUUAUAAUGUGAUAACAUGCUACCAAGUGGUAUUUAUUUCUGCCAACAAGCACUAAGUUGAACUAUAUGCAGGUUAAAUUGAGCAAAGGAAACAUUUCUACGUGUGCAGUGAAAAUUAUGUUUGAGAAAGGGUAUUUUAUGUCUAAAAAGCAAGGGGUAUAGUGUACAAUUUGCAAUGCAACGGACAGAGAAAGCUCCCCAAAUCUCAGAGGUCAGAGAUCACGUUCAUUCUUCAUGUAGCUUUACAUGUUUCUAACAACAAAUUGCACUAGUUUUUUGUGUUUCCAUGAACUCAAGUACAAAGAAAAUAAUUUCCCCUUUGCAGGUUGCAUUUGGUUUAUGCGUGUAGAAUCCUGGACACAACCAUAGUAGGCAAUACAGAUUUUAGAAUGUUAAUAUACAGAGGUAUUUUGCCUCUUUUAGAAGUCAGUGGGAUGAAUGUAAUUUUUUUCCAGUUUUACACAUUAAUUAUGGUGCCACUUUUUCUUGACUUUGUCCAUUUAUUCACAUGCCUUUGCAAUAACUAGAUUGUGAAAAGAUACCCAAGUGUUGUAACAAUAACCUAUUGUUUGAGGUGCUUGCAGUUGUCUAAUUAAUUAAAGUGUUUUGUUUUUUUUUUCAGACAUUGUGCUGGUCAUUGGACUAUGUUUGACAUAACUAUAUACUAACAUUUUCUAGUUAUUUACUGUUACGUAAUUUUAGCAUUAUAAUACAAAACUCAAUGAAUUGAAUGUUAAAGUGUUGGAACCCUAGUUGCAUAACUUAGGCAGUGUGGUUAAAGAACCAGAAAUCAGUUAUUUUUAAGGGUAGACAUAGGAAUGUGAAAAUUGAGUUGCAUUCUAAAAGGAAUAGGGUUCCAGAAGCCAAAAGUGAGUAGUCUUCCAAAUGCUAGGGCUUAAUCAAUGAUGCUUCUUGCUCAUCAUCUCAUAGAACUUUCUUUUAAUAGAAAAAAGGGGGCGGGGCUAAAAUUGCAUUAAGAGAGAUACAGAUGAGAUCUAAGAAUUUUGAAAAGCUAAGAUUUUGAAAUAUUUGGAAUGGAAUUGAUUUAGGUUCAAGAUGUUGGGCAUUAGAUGAUACUGAGAUCACUGCCAGCCUUAAAAUAGAAACAUAAAGGAAAGUAACUACACGAGUUGUUUAGGCUUUCAGAACUAGAAAGAAUAGAAAUGAUCUAGUCUUAAUGGCCUAAUUUUUUAUUUUCUUGCUCAUAGUUAAUGAGCUCAGACUACAACCCCAAUCUCUUGACUUGCCCAGGUUUCAUAAAUUAGUGGAAAUAUCCUAGAAUAUAAUUUGUUGUAGGACAGUACAUCGAACUCUUGAUCAUUGACAUGUACAGUGGAAAGCAUGUUUGACUUGGAAUCAGAACCUGGCUUCAAAUGGCUCUGAUACAGACUAUUUAUAUGUGACACUGGGUAAAUCACAACUUCUCAUGGCCUUUUUCUUCAACUCUGAAAUGGAGCAUUGAAUUAGAUGACCUCUAAUGAUCUCUUAUAGCUCUAAACCACAGGUGUAGCUUAACUACUCACUGACCUCAAUUUGAUCUCCCAUUCCCUUUUCUUCUCUCCAUAUGAAGCUGAAUGAUAAUAUAUAGCACGUAAAGAAACUUCCCACUUGCAGGGAUUUGAAAUAUUUUCUAACUCUAGAACUUUCUUUUGUGGCUGUUGGACUUUCCAAACAUACACAAGAUGAUAUGUGGUCAGUAUUAGCAGGAUCUUAGAAAGUGGAAGAGAUCUUAGAAGCCAUCUAGUCUAAUUCCCUCAUUUCACAGUUGAGGAAACUAGAUCUGAGAGAAGUUGCCCAACAUCACAGUGGUGAUAUGGGACAACUGAGAUUUUAAUCUGGACUUGCCUCCAGAACCAGCACUCUUUCCCCUUAUACUGUUGCCUUUUGGGUCUGUACUUUUUUUUUUUUCCAUUUGCUGAUAUGGGGCAACAGUGGGGAUUUUAGUCUUGCUCUGUAUAACUCAGUACAUUAACAUCCAUUGUGCUCUUUUCUGAAAUAGUAAUAUACUAGAGGAUUUUGUACAUUAAAAAAAUUGACUAUGCCCUCAAUUUACUUUUUUGACUGUAGGCUCUCAAGCUGUUUUUUUUCUUUGGAAAAAAAUGUAUAAUUUUGGUAGUAUCUAGUUUCGGUAAAGAUUAAAGAUCUAAUUUUGGGGUGGAGAGUAUUGUGGUGUAACUGCAUUUGCCUGUUUUAUUAGAAUAAAAGAUAACAGAAUCAAGA